Messenger RNA from Myiozetetes cayanensis, 3750 nucleotides. RefSeq names its product desumoylating isopeptidase 1 (gene DESI1). The record is from RefSeq and is a predicted model, not a curated record. NCBI's taxonomy places the organism in Eukaryota, Metazoa, Chordata, Aves, Passeriformes, Tyrannidae. Gene Ontology annotation, molecular function: peptidase activity. Gene Ontology annotation, biological process: protein modification by small protein removal.
AUGCGCACGGGCAGGGUCGCCCCUUCCGCCCCGUCUGUCACCUCCCGGCCGGUGUCGCCGCACCCGCCACCGGCACCGGCGCCGCCUGUUCCCCCGCUCUGCCGCUUCCCGGAGGGAACGGCCGUUCCACCUUGCCUGCAGGGGCUCCGGUUGCCGCCCGGCGGCCGCGCCCGCGCCCCCAUGGAGGAGCCACUGGCGCUGCACCCCGUGAAGCUCUAUGUGUACGACCUGUCCAAGGGCAUGGCCCGGCGCCUCAGCCCCCUCAUGCUGGGGAAACAGCUGGAUGGCAUCUGGCACACCUCCAUAAUAGUCCAUAAGGAUGAAUUUUUCUACGGCAGUGGAGGAAUUUCCAGCUGUGCACCUGGAGGGACACUUCUUGGCCCCCCGGACACAGUUGUUGACCUGGGGAACACUGAAGUCACUGAAGAAAUUUUUCUGGAGUAUCUUUCCUCUCUGGGGGAAUCUAUGUUCCGAGGAGAGUCUUAUAACCUCUUUGAACAUAACUGCAACACCUUCAGUAAUGAAGUGGCACAGUUUCUGACAGGAAGAAAAAUCCCUUCCUACAUCACUGACCUUCCAUCUGAAGUUCUUUCCACACCUUUUGGACAAGCUUUAAGGCCCCUCCUGGACUCCAUCCAGAUCCAGCCACCCGGAGGAAAUACCUUCAGCAGACAUAAUGGACAGAGCUAACAGGAGUGACCGAGUGUGCCCAGCCUCACCAGGCCUCUUCCUUUUUAAACAUGAAUUUACCAGAUUUCUAUUUUAUAAUUUCCCAUCAGAAUUAACUCUGGAGAAGUUACGAGACAAGUUUUAAAAUUUCCUAGGGAGAGGAUUUAUCAGGGUGCAUGUAAGACAAUGCUACCAAAAAGAUUGCCAUAAUUUUUAAUAGCAUUUUACUAAUUUAUAAAGGCUGUCUUGUCGAGUAGGCUGAGACUUUCUACGUAACUCCUGUGCUGGUAAGUGGGAAUUCAUUCCAUGAGCAUUCAAGGGCCCAUCACACAAUCUGAAGUAGAUAAGGGGAUGUCCUAACCAUCCCUUGCAGACUUGCAUUUCUUUCUCCUCUCACUGCCUGUAUUAUGGGGGUCUUUGCUGAAGUCUGUAGCAAAAAAGGCAAAGGAAGUAUUGGUAGCCUAAGAAGUGAAGGUGUCCCAGGAUUAGUCUUCUGUGUAUUUCACUGACAUUGUUAUUUGCUCAAGGGAGAAGCUGAACUCAUCUGACUAGAAUAUUUGCAGUGGCACAGCUGUGUGGGAAAGGUGAUGAAGCUGAACCAUGUGUCAGUGUCACACUCAAGAAAGAGCUGGAACUCAGUGGAACUUGCUGUGGUGGGAGGGAGGCUGGAACUGAAGGUUACCAAGAAGCUUGUAAUGCCAGAUCCAAGAGUUAUGGGAAAGAACCAGCUGAAAGAACAGAAUCUCAUGAGCGGAAGUGGUAGAAACAAAUUUCAGGUGAAAGUAAAGUGAAGUGAAAUGUUUCCUUUUCUCGCAUGUAAGCUUAUCAACAGAUAGACAGAACCUUCUUAAUUAUUUACCUUUGCAUAAGAACUGUGUUUUCUUGGGUUUUUCUCCUUACUAAACCAGACUUACAGUACAGUAAGACAGGAAUAGCAUGGCAACUGCAUGAUAAUAUAAGUUGGACCAAUUCCGCAUUCAAUAUCAGGUUGCAGACACAGUAGGAGUUCCAACUUUCAUUGAUAUUGCUGCCCUUUCCAAAGCAGUCCGCGACAUCAGAGAAAGGAGACAUCUCUGCUUAAGAGAAAUAAAUGCUAGGUCUCCCCAAAUGUAAAGAAAAUGAAGAAGAGUAAAAUUAAGCUUUCCAUGGAGCAACUGAGUUUUUUGGGAAACAUGCAGAAGCAGUCCUGUCCUUAGAUCGACCUUAGAUUGUAUCAGUACUGCAUCUACUAGUUUAAGAUUUUUAUAGCUUUGCAAUUAUUUGCAGUGGGAGAAGAACAGGGGAAUGAAAGAAUAGGCACACUGUUUUCUUUUCAUGCAUGUAUUUAUACUAUUUUCCUGAAAAAUUUUGUAGCAGUUACAUUUAGGAAGGAAUACAAGAAAGACAUCGGACAAACCCCAAAACAUUGCUGAUGCUCCAUAAAUGGGGAUUGCACGUCCCAGAUGCUGCUGAAAAAGCAUCUAUGCAAAUGUACAGCCCUUUGUCCAGUGCGUUGUUGUGAAAAGUGUUGCUGCAAGUUCAGUCCUGCAUCUCAAACUUCCUGCACUGGAAACUUAUGCAUACCAAAAGGAGGUGUCUUUCCUCUGCUGGGUUCUUUCUCCCAGAAUAAUGCAGUUUGAUAAGUUUGUCACACUAUUUCUCUGUUUGGACUAUAAUGGUUUGUAUUUAUGAGGGGUUGGAAUAGAAGAAAACUGCAUUUUCAUCACUGUCAAAUACUCUGUUGCCCUGCAACUUGUGGAGCCACUGCACAGAUGGAAAUAGGGUAGUGUCAGUCCAUUUUGCAGGUUUUUGUGUGUACCUUCUUUCAGUGCACAGCAGUGGCCCCUGCAGCCCAGAUGCUUCUUUUCCUUGUCAUUCUCUGCUUGUGCCAUCAACUUCUCCUUAAGCAUUUCAUUUGAUGGACUGGACUUGGAUAUAAUGGUAGCAGUUAGUAUAGAUUGCAUUAUACAAAAGCUUUCAAUCUUUCCCCCUCAAAGUGUCCUGUUUGCAGAAAGCAUCCUAUAAUAAGUCAUUUAUGAAUGCCUUUUGAUGCUGCUGGAGGAAGGAUUGGUAUUUGUUUUCUGCUAGGCAAUAGCUUAGUUUUCCUGUUUAGUGUGUGUAUCCUCUCCAGUCUUUUUUCAUACCUAUUCUGUGAAGAGUAACCAGCCUUUCAUCUUAAUGCACACGACUGUGCCACAAAACAUUGUAGAUCGUGUUAGAGAUCUUGGACCUUCCUUAGUUGAGCAGGUAUAUUCAGGCUGUUACAGUGCAGCCCAACAUCUAGGUGUGCUAGUUUGGUACCUGCAAGCAGCACAGCUGUGCUUGCUUGUCUUUCAGCAAACUAUCACUUCAGGUGCAGCUGCCUGUGGAAGCACUGGUGCCAUGGUUUCUGCCCCACACUCUUUCACAAUGAGGAUAUGCCCUGUGUGUCCACCACUUCAGAUGUCCUGAGCCUGGUUUCUGCUUGGCUGCCUAUUUCAGGACUUUUUACAUCCUCUCAGGGGGCAGGAAAGAAAAGGAAGACAUUCACCCUGUGCAUUUUGCAAUCUGCCUUUUCCCCUCCUGAGCAGCCCCUUUGCAGAUAAUGCUCCUACUUUAAGGUCACUGGGUAAAAUUUCACUCAACCAUAUACUGUUUGCAAUAGCCAGGGAGCUCCUCGGGGGGCCUUCUGGGCUCGGGACCUACACUUGUGUUUCAUGGCAAAAGAGCUAUAGGAGAGAAUCCUGUUUGCUUGGUCUUACUGGGUAAUAAGACCCCUGUACGCUGUAGGACUCUUAGGAAACCCAUUUUCUCCAAAGACGGUUAUGUAUAAAUUGCAGGACUGUGCCCUCAAUGUUCCACCCAGCUGAAUAUAAACUAGACUGAGAAGUGUAUGUAAGUGUAUAUUGGUGACGAACUUCAGCCAGCUGAUUGACAAAGGGGCAGGGAAACUGAACCCCUGAACGGGAGCAGAACUCUUUUGCCCACACCUACUAUUCUGUCUUGUAUUGCUGCGGUUCCCCCGUGCCAUCUUAAAAAUGUUAAUAAUGUCUUUAGGCAGAAAGUGAUGUUUUGAUUUAUUUGUGGGUUUUUUUCUAUUACAAUAAAAAGAAAUACAGCAAA